Molecule: messenger RNA, 474 nt
Organism: Aureobasidium melanogenum CBS 110374
Lineage: Eukaryota; Fungi; Ascomycota; Dothideomycetes; Dothideales; Saccotheciaceae
Exons: 1
Coding region: 1-474 (157 amino acids)
Source: RefSeq, a predicted model, not a curated record
AUGGAGGACACAGAUCCCUUGCUUAUGAAUAGGCUGCGCAAAAACCGCGAAUGGAAGGCGGCAAAGGCAAGCGACCCCGAGUAUAGGCUGAAGACCCUCAAACGCCAGGCUGCUUGGGAUUUAAGACACCGUCAAAGUAAACUGAUGCGACGCUGGCUGGAAUGUUGUACUCAGACGGAGUUGGAGAAGUUUGUGUGGAAAACGCAUGUCCCAGUCUUUUUCGCCGAGCCGGUUCGCAAGACCUGUGUCUCGUGUGGAUUCUCGAAACGUAGAGGCUCGAGGAUGUGGUGGCAGCGUUUGGCGUCCGCAGAGACAGAGCCCAAAUCUGCGUCUGCAGCUAAGCCUGUAUCCCAGCAUGAGACCGGAACCGAGAUGUUCAACUGCCAUACGUGCUAUACGAAAGACAUGAGCAAAGCCAUGCCUUCCGGUCACGAAGACUUUGUUUUCGGCAAUGGCCACUAUCCAGAACCAUGA